Messenger RNA from Humulus lupulus (European hop), 4659 nucleotides. RefSeq lists its product as uncharacterized. The record is from RefSeq and is a predicted model, not a curated record. Gene Ontology annotation, molecular function: nucleic acid binding. The coding region runs from base 1 to 4659 and encodes 1552 amino acids. Gene Ontology annotation, biological process: DNA integration. Lineage: Eukaryota; Viridiplantae; Streptophyta; Magnoliopsida; Rosales; Cannabaceae. The transcript is spliced from 4 exons.
AUGCAAAGUAAUCAGUGGGACUUUUUCCUUUGGAAAGGAGUGUUAAAGGCUAGGGAUAUAUUCAAGAAAGGAAUGUGCAGAAAAAUUGGUGAUGGGAACUCCACCUCGAUCUGGUUUGAUAAUUGGGUCCCUGGUGAUUGCCCAAAUCUGGCCCCCUUACGCUAUGCUUUUGAUGGAGUGAGCUUGGUUAAAAACUUCAUUGCUAACUCUGACUGGAAUAUUCCUAUGCUUAGAGAUUGGUUCUCUGGAGAUGAUGUCAAACGAGUGAAUGAAUGCAAUUUGGAAGGAAAGAAACUCUAUCCUAUUUUGUUGUACCCGCACUCCUAUUGCCAAACUGCAAUCGUCGAUAUCCUCUGGUACCUUGAGCAUGUUGCUGCGAUUUUACAGAAGGGAACUAUGUCGUCUAUUAUGGGUUGGCAGCCUCCUCCCACGGAUUGGAUUUUGAUCAAUUCGGAUGUCGCUACCAGUAAUGAUGGCUCAUCUAUUGCAGUGAUUGCUUGGAAUCAUGAUUCCCAAGUGUUGGGUGCUUUUACUGAGUGGAUUUCCCAAACUAACCCAGCUGUGGGGGAGGCCAUGGCAGUCAUUAAGGGUGCUAACAUUGCUCUAGCAAGCCCAAUUGAAGUGGACCCGAAGUAUAGUUGGGCCACGACCCAGGAGAUGGAGGAAGCCCAGCUCACGCAGGAAGCUGACAAAGCUGAAGCAGGAGCCGAACAGGGAGAGACCAGCAAGAAACGAGCAUUGGAUCUCAAAUGGGAGCAACGUGCAGAAUCUCAACUUGAGAAUUUCAAGCUCAUGCUCGAACAGCACACUGCAAAAACUGAAGAAAAAUUCACUCAUCUGUCUCAGUCUUCAUCGCCAGCUACUGGCCGCGAGGGUAGUACGGAGCGGGGUGGUGGACGCCGUUUAGAGUCGGAAUCAGAUGUUCGCGAUGUCAAUACGAUUCUCAAAAAUAUGAGGGUCAAAAUUCCUCGAUUCGAUGGUACUGCAGUGGAUGAUUGGAUCUAUAAGAUCAACAAGCUUUUUGAUCUACAUCGAGUGGCACCGGAGCUACGACUGGCGAUGGUCCCAUUUCAUUUAGACGGAGCACCGUCUGCUUGGUUUCAGUGGAUGGAGAAAGGAGGAUCGUUCACCGACUGGGACGCUUUUCUUCGAGCAUUACAGCUGCGUUUUGGUACGUCCAUUUAUGAUGAUCCGUUAGGCCGUAUUUCCAAGUUGACCCAGACCAGGCGAGUUGCGGAUUACAUAGCUGAAUUUGAAUCUCUCAUGCCACGAAUUACUGGAGUGCAGGACUCAAUGUUCUUGAAUUUUUUCAUUUGGGGGCUCAAAUUGGAGAUUCGACGGGAAUUAUUGAUGGCUAAACCCAUCGACCUGGUGGAUGCGAUGGCGAAAGCUCAGUUGUUCAAAGAUCGCCAUGAUGAUCUCACGGGUAAGGUACGCUCGGCUUAUACCCGUUCUUCUUGGACACCACGGACUGGAUUUAUUCCUCGGGAAUCAGGGGCUGUUGCUGCGUCCACUAUGAACACUAACCCGAUUCCACCUGGGGGAGUUUCCUCCAAGACUAGCGGUCCAUCGACCCCUCAAUUACCCAUUAAGCGUCUAUCCCCAGCCGAGAUUAAGGACCGUCGAGACCGCGGUCUUUGUUUUACUUGCGAUGAGAAGUUCAACUUUGGGCAUAAAUGUAAGAACAGGAUGCUGAUAUUGUGCGGGCAAGAGGAUGAUGACUGUGAAACUGAUUUGGAGGCGGAAUUACAGGAUAUGGAGGACGUAACAGAAGAAGAAGUGAGUCUCAAUUCGCUGUCGAAUUCGCUUAACCCACGAAUUUUUCGAAUAAUGGUUCAUCAUGGGUCCGAAACAUUGGAGGUUCUCAUCGACACAGGCAGCAACAACAACUUCAUUCAGGAGGCAUUGGUAGCUAAGUUGCAUUUGCAGUGCGAAGAUACAAAACGCUUUCGGGUUUAUAUGGGUAAUGGAAAUUUUUUGAUGUGCUCUAAAGUUUGUAAGGGAGCUGAGUUGAGUCUCCAGGGCCAUUGUUUUGCUGUUGACCUGUUCGUGUUGCUGAUUUGUGGAUUAGAUGUGGUUUUGGGGAUGCAGUGGUUACAAACACUCGGGCCGUGUAUACACGACCACAAGGCUUUGACUAUGGAAUUCUCUUGGCAGGGGAAGACGGUGAAGUUGGCUGGGUUGACAGACACGUAUCCACAACAACUUUCCUAUACCCAAUUUCAUGCAUUGUUACGAGAUGGCGAAGUUCAGGAUGUCUACAAGGUGGCCCCGCUUCCUAACCCAGUGCUCGACAACACAGAGGAGCUGGAAGCAUUAGAAACCCAUUUUCCUACGCAAGGUAAAGGCUUACUUCGCGAUUUUGCUGCAGUCUUCGCUGCACCCAAGCAACUUCCGCCAUACCGCGGGGUGGAUCAUCGUAUUUUUUUACAGCCUGGGUCCAAACCAAUAAAUGUUCGUCCAUACAGGUACCCUUAUUUUCAGAAAGACAUUAUUGAGAAACUUGUCCAAGAGAUGAGUGAGCUGGGAUUUAUCAGAUCCAGUACCAGUCUGUAUUCCUCUCCCGUAUUAUUGGUUAAAAAGAAAGAUGGCUCUUGGAGGUUUUGCAUUGACUACCGUGCACUUAAUGAAAUCACUGUCAAAGAUCGAUUCCCCAUUCCGACCAUCGAUGAACUACUUGAUGAACUAGGUGCGGCGGUCAUUUUUUCGAAAUUGGACCUUAGAGCGGGCUACCAUCAGAUUCGUAUGAACCGCAGUGACAUCCACAAAACCGCUUUCCGCACCCACGAAGGCCACUACGAAUUCAUUGUCAUGCCCUUUGGUCUCACUAAUGCUCCCUCAACAUUUCAGGCGGCGAUGAACCAGUUAUUUCGUCCACACUUGCGGCACUUUGUCAUCGUUUUUUUUGACAACAUUCUCAUUUACAGUAAUUCUAUUCAGGAGCAUGUUGACCAUCUCCGAGUGGUUCUAUCCCUACUGCAAGAGCACCAGUUUUUCGUCAAAGGCAGUAAGUGCAAAUUCUUUCAGACGACCAUUGAUUAUUUGGGACACUUAGUAUCCGCUCAAGGGGUGUGCGCCGACCCAGCCAAGAUCUCAGCCAUGGUUGAUUGGCCGAUUCCAAAAACUAUUAAGCAAUUACGUGGUUUUUUGGGAUUAACAGGAUACUACUGCAAAUUCGUCGCCCACUACGCCACUAUCGCUGCCCCCCUCACUGAUAUGCUCAAGAAAGACUGUUUUAUGUGGACUCCAGCAGCAGCUACGGCGUUUGCAACCCUUAAAACUGAGAUGACCAAUACACCGGUCUUGCGGUUACCUGACUUUUUGAAGGAAUUUUUUAUUGAGACAGACGCCUCUAGCGUGGGUAUUGGAGGAGUGUUGAUGCAGGAAGGACAUCCUGUUGCCUUUUUCAGUAAGAAGUUGGGUCCCCGUUUUGCAGGAGCAUCAGCGUAUAGUAGAGAAAUGAGAGCCAUCGUCGAAGUGGUGACCAAAUGGAGGCAGUACCUAUUGGGCAGACACUUCACCAUUCGCACAGAUCAUAAAAGCUUGAAGGAGCUGCUCACUCAAGUCAUUCAGACCCCCGAACAGCAGCAAUUUUUAUGCAAAUUGCUGGGCUUUCAUUUUUCUAUUGAGUACAAACCGGGUCGCACCAAUGCCGCUGCCGAUGCUUUAUCGAGACAACAAGCAGAGACACCUCCAGUGAUGUUUAUGGCUGUCAGUAAGGGCUGUUUUGAUUUUCUGGAUGUUUUGAGACAGGAAAACAUUACUUGUCCAGAUUUAUGCAGGUUGCACGAGCAAUGGCAGAAAGGAGAAUUGGCGCACGGAGCUUACACAGUUCGGGAUGGAAUUGUGUAUUUCAGACACAGGUUUUUUAUCAGCACUCAUUCCAGCUUGAAAUCCCAAUUAUUACAGGAGUUUCAUGCUUCGUUGAGUGACGGACACGCAGGGGUCGAGAAGACUUAUAGACAUUUGGGCGCAAAUUUUUUUUGGGAAGGCAUGAGGACGAAGGUUCGUGAAUUUGUGCAGGCCUGUUUUGUAUGUCAGACAGUCAAGUAUUCUUCUGCGGCUCCAUAUGGACUACUACAGCCCCUAGAGCUCCCUGAACGGAUUUGGGAAGAUUUGGCGAUGGAUUUCAUAGUCGGCUUGCCCAAUUCCAACGGAGCAACAAACAUAUUAGUGGUUAUUGAUUGCCUAACCAAAUAUGCUCAUUUCGGUGCUUUGCCCAACCACUAUACAACAACGAAAGUGGCGGAGUUGUUCACAAAUAUGGUGAUACGUUUACAUGGCCUUCCUCGCACCAUUGUUUCCGACCGUGAUCCAGUUUUUACUAGUGUUUUUUGGCAGAAGCUGUUUGAAUUGAUGGGUACUAAGCUUAAGAUGAGCUCGGCCUACCACCCACAAACGGACGGCCAAACGGAGGUCACUAAUCGCUAUUUAGAGCAAUACCUCCGCGCUUUUACUGCAGAGAAUCCUAAGAAAUGGAGUCGGUUCCUGUCUUGGGCUGAAUAUCAUUACAACACCAGUUUUCAUUCAUCCAUUGGCAUGACGCCCUUUCAAGAAGUUUAUGGUCGCUCUCCACCUACAAUUCCAGCCUAUACGAGAGGUGCCACAACUAUUCAAGGCGUCGAAGAAGACCUCUUAUCCCGUGAUGACAUUCUGUAG